GCAGCUGGUCAAACGGACAAAUUUAACUGCGUAUUAAUUUAUUAUUCAGUCUGAGAAUUUAAUGUCAUGUCUUCUGCAUGAAUUCAGGCAAUCCACGGUUCAAAAUUGGUGUAGCUUAUUAGUGUACUGUAGCUCAAAGGCUAAUUGUCAGUAGAAAUAAGAAUUGCAGAAGAGAGCUAUAUGCAAGUCUUGGGAAUGUUGAUUACCUCUGUGUCAGUUUGGAGAUCGAUAUGGCGCUGAGAGAGUUGAAAGUUUGUCUGCUUGGGGAUACAGGAGUGGGGAAGUCAAGUAUUGUAUGGAGAUUUGUGGAGGACAGUUUUGACCCUAACAUUAAUCCAACGAUUGGAGCAUCUUUUAUGACAAAGACUGUGCAGUACCAAAAUGAACUCCACAAAUUUCUGAUCUGGGACACAGCAGGACAGGAGAGGUUCCGGGCUCUGGCACCUAUGUAUUACAGAGGAUCUGCGGCCGCCAUCAUUGUCUAUGACAUCACAAAAGAGGAAUCUUUCCAGACUCUGAAGAACUGGGUGAAGGAGCUCCGCCAGCAUGGGCCGCCCAACAUAGUGGUGGCCAUUGCUGGCAACAAGUGUGACCUAUCCGAUGCCAGGGAGGUGCCAGAGAAGGAUGCCAAGGACUAUGCCGACUCUAUCCAUGCCAUAUUCGUGGAAACGAGUGCCAAGAAUGCCAUUAACAUAAAUGAAAUCUUUAUAGAGAUAAGUCAGAGAAUUCCCUCUUUAGAUUCAGGAGGAGGAUCUGGUAUCAAAGGUUUUAAACUCCGUCAACAGCAGUCUGAAUCAGCCCGGGAACGCCCCUGCUGCUGAUACACCGCAGCCCUGCCACAUUAAUCCCCAUCAUCUUUCUCCUCUCACAACCUGUAUCCUCUUACCUUCCCUCCACGGCCCACCUCAUCACCCAUAAUGCUGCAGUAAUGUAGAACUGCCUUGUGGGAGGACGCGGGGACCACGACUGUGUUAGAAACGCCUUGUCUCUCAGCGUCUGCAGUUUGAGUGUGGAUUUCUUUUCCCCAGACAGAGCCCCUGGUAAAACCCAUUGGUAUUUCAGUUGUGCAGCCUUGCACAUCCUGUCACCCUGUAACUCUUCCAAAUCUGAAAAAAGAAAGUUUCCUUCCCCAACUGUACAUUGUUCCUAAUCACGUCCAAGUCCGCAGCGGUUACAACUGCCUCCAGACUUCAAAGUCACAGCUCUCUCUCUUUUUCCCCUGUUCCCUGACACACAACUUUUAUAGAUCUUGAAGGAAGAAGAUAAAAACGAAACAUAAAUGCAGAUUAACCUUAUAGAGAUCCCACUGCCAGUCCAGGAACUAGCACAUUGACAUGUGUUUGAGUUCUCUGCCACAACAUGUCCCUUUUCAAUUUUUGAUGUUUUCCCACACAAAGGCGUAGUAUUUGGAGAUUCCAAAUGUGUCUGAAGCGUGCCAAACAGUGGACUCUAAAGCUUUUAUGUUACUGUUGUUUUGGUUGCACUUUCUCUGUCCAUGUUUCUGUCGGAUGAAGACAGCCCUGUCUUUCUGCCCUGGCCGGAAACAGAGCCACAUUGCCUGGGUGAAACUGACUCCACGUUCGUGUUGACUUUGUCAAAUAAUCCAGAAUCAAAACUCUGAAAAGCGCGACUGAUCUGUUUAAAUAUUUGUUCUCCAAACAUUAAGAAAGCUUUCACACUGCUUGAUGAUCUCUCUCGCUGCCUUAGCACGUAAGCAUGUUUUCUUUAUGGUUUGUUUUGUUCAAUUACAGUUAAAAUAUGUCACUUUAUUGCUGAGAUGAGGACCAUAAUACUGGUGUGGCUGUUUUCAUCACAUCUUUAAUCAUACUUGCUUUGAGCUUUAAAUUUUCCAGAAACACAUUAACUAGGUGUCAUCUGAAUUUUCAGAUAGGAUUGGCCAAAACAGUCCUGUUUGAGUACGUCUACAGGUUUUCAGACCACAGGGGAGGAGCCUGAGAAGUGGUCAGUUUCUAAUUGAAACCAGAGCCUAGUCUGGCCCUCUGACAGUGAAUCUGGACCUUCUUAGGUCUGAGGUCCUUAGAGUUACAUUUAUCUGCAGUGUGUGUGCACGCUGGUAAAUGCUCUGCUCCUCUAGAUGGACUUAAAAUGGGCCCAGGCUGUGAGAGCACUGACAGGUUUGGCAGUUAAGGAUUGUUCGAUAUAACUUUUCCAACUGUUCCCAUGUUUUCCACAUCUCUGCUUUACUGGCCCGGAGACCAGACCAGUUGCUGGAAUUCUGUAAGCAUAUUAUGUUUCCAGUGUUUCAGUGCUCUACCAGAAGCCCCUUUAAAACCUGAGUUGUGUCUGAGAGCUUCUCAAACUCCGUAUUUAAGCUGCUUUAGCAUUAUUGUGCUUUAGCAUUAUUUUUGCAUAAAGUCACCUCCCCUUCCUUGAUGUUUCUUUUUUUAUGAUUCCUCCUGGAUCAGACGAUCUUUUGUGACAUGUAAAAUAUGCUUUAAUUGUCUCAUAAACAUGUUUUCAGCCUGUUUGAGACUAAGUGUUGGCUUGCACAUACAACUUUGGUUUAGUGUGUGGCUCAGGAUGAAAAGAAUUAUCUGGAAAGUCAUCAUGUCUCAGAAAGGACCACAGACUGAAACUGAAACUUUGUUUUGGAAAAGAAAAGUAACAGAAAAGUUUUUCAUGUCACAAUGGACAUGCCGCUUCAGAAAUAUACUGGCUGGUUUAUCACCAGAUUUGUCCACUUUGUUACUCCAGUUAUUGGUCUGAUAUGUCCACUGGGCUGUUAUUAUUCUGUCUUUACCUCCAUCCAGGUCCUCACUCUGUGGCUGUAGUGAAAAGCAGUUAAAACAAGUUUUCUAAGAGAACCCUUAACCUCAGAGGAAAAAGAAAAAAACAUCCAUUUAGUUUUCACUGAGAUGAAAAAGACUAAAGGAUUUGGCCUCUCUUUGUCACUAUUCAGACAUGAAGUUCUCACUGUGUGUGUGU
Molecule: messenger RNA, 2946 nt
Organism: Chanos chanos (milkfish)
Lineage: Eukaryota; Metazoa; Chordata; Actinopteri; Gonorynchiformes; Chanidae
Gene: rab22a
Product: RAB22A, member RAS oncogene family
Exons: 7
Coding region: 231-821 (196 amino acids)
Molecular function (GO): GTPase activity; GTP binding
Source: RefSeq, a predicted model, not a curated record